CUGCAUGCCAGAUGGCUUGUAUUGAACAGAUGAUAAAUUACUCCAGGAUAUGACUGUCAAGAUGCCGUCUGGUACCUCGCAAUCCCCGGAGGACUCUAAAGCUCUCCUGUCGCAGGAGAAAUCGAAGAGUAAAGGUCCGUUUCAUGUUGGACCUCUUUUCCAGCAUCGGGCUGAGAAGAUUGUCAUCACACGAAGUGACAGUGUUCCUGAUGAGAAUGUACUGAAGAUCACCAUCACAGAGACGACCAUUAUUGAGUCUGACCUGGGAAUUUUUAACUCUAGAGCCCUCACCUACCUCAUAUUAUGGUUUUUCUUCAGCUUUUGUACGCUGUUCCUCAAUAAAUACAUCCUCACCUUAUUGGAGGGGGAGCCGAGCAUGUUGGGAGCUGUACAAAUGCUGACGACCACUUUUAUUGGCUGCAUCAAGAUGUUCAUUCCCUGCUGUCUGUACCAGCACAAAGCACGUCUCAGCUAUCCUCCAAACUUCCUAAUGAUCAUGCUCUUUGUUGGGCUCAUGAGAUUCUCCACCGUGGUCCUAGGUCUUGUCAGCUUGAAGAAUGUGGCAGUGUCUUUUGCCGAAACUGUUAAAAGCUCCGCACCUAUUUUUACAGUUAUAAUGUCCAGACUGAUACUGGGAGAGUAUACAGGAAUGGUGGUGAAUCUGUCCCUUCUGCCAGUGAUGGGUGGUCUUGCACUCUGCACUGCAAGUGAAAUCAGUUUUAAUGUUCUUGGCUUUUCUGCAGCCUUAUCUACAAACAUCAUGGAUUGCUUGCAGAACGUCUUUUCAAAGAAGCUUCUCAGUGGAGAUAAGUACAAAUUUUCACCUCCUGAACUUCAGUUUUACACCAGUGCUGCUGCUGUAAUCAUGUUAAUCCCAACAUGGAUUUUUGUAAUGGAUAUGCCACUGAUUGGGCAAAAUGUGAGGAAAUUCAGCUACAGCUGGGACAUCAUCGUAUUACUACUUAUGGAUGGUUUCUUAUUCCACCUACAAAGUGUCACAGCAUACGCCCUUAUGGGGAAGAUCUCUCCAGUAACGUUCAGUGUCGCCAGCACUGUGAAACACGCACUUUCUAUCUGGCUCAGUAUUAUUGUGUUCGGUAAUAGGAUUACCAGCCUUUCAGCCAUUGGGACUGUCCUGGUGAUAAUCGGCGUCAUGCUCUACAACAAGGCUAGACAGCACCAACGAGAAACCAUCCGCCUGAUGACUGUGCUAGCUAACUCGGAGGAUGCCGAGCCACUCAUGGGACAAGAGCAGAAAUCUCAUGGAAAGUAGAAAAGGAUAAAACAUAGUUACUGCCCCUGAAAUGAAGGAGGCUGACUGCUCUCUACUCUCCUUGUGUUACUGGGCUACUUGACAUGACCACGUCCAUCAGCCGUCCACGAGUGAAGUAUUUUUGUUUUAAGACUUGAAAAUAGGGGACCAUAACAUCUCGAAUUGAAGCAGGAAUGGUCAGGUUAAAGUGCACUUUUGGAGCCAGACACAU
Molecule: messenger RNA, 1484 nt
Organism: Nanorana parkeri
Lineage: Eukaryota; Metazoa; Chordata; Amphibia; Anura; Dicroglossidae
Product: solute carrier family 35 member E2-like
Exons: 8
Coding region: 50-1273 (407 amino acids)
Cellular component (GO): Golgi apparatus
Molecular function (GO): antiporter activity
Source: RefSeq, a predicted model, not a curated record